This is a messenger RNA of Gigantopelta aegis, 1080 nucleotides long. Its product is annotated as probable asparagine--tRNA ligase, mitochondrial. Lineage: Eukaryota; Metazoa; Mollusca; Gastropoda; Neomphalida; Peltospiridae. Gene Ontology annotation, biological process: asparaginyl-tRNA aminoacylation. Gene Ontology annotation, cellular component: mitochondrion. The record is from RefSeq and is a predicted model, not a curated record. Gene Ontology annotation, molecular function: ATP binding; asparagine-tRNA ligase activity.
AUGAUCCUCUACCUGCUGUACUGGUCUUACUUGUACGCUCCUCAGUCUCAUGAUGAGUGUGAUGGUCUUGAUGGAGGUCAUGGAUGGAUAAGAUCAGUUCGUCCAAAGGAAGUCCUCUUUAUGGACAUAAAUGAUGGAUCGUCUUUAAAAAAUCUACAAGCUAUCUUGUCAUCAAACUCCAUUAAUUUGUAUGUACAUUCACAGAUGAUAGUCUCAUUCCCAGGCCCCUUUGACAAAGGAAUGAGACCAUUAGUGUUGUAUCCAUUUAAAGCCCACACUAAACACAGUCUAGACUAUACAAGACAAUAUCCUCAUAUGAGGUCUCGAACAAAUGCAUUUUCUUCUGUUCUAAGAGUUAGAAACACAGCUACAAUGGCACUUCAUGAUUACUUUCAACAAAAUGAUUUCAUUUAUCUCCACACUCCUAUCAUUACAUCCUGUGAUUGUGGAGCUGGUGACAUGUUUCAAGUACUUCCAAGCAUUGAUACAACUACUGUACAAAAUAGAGGACAUUUUUUUGACAUACCAGCUUACCUCACUGUAUCAGGACAACUUCAUGCUGAAACAGUUGCCCUGGUUAGCAUUUAUACAUUUGGUCCUACAUUUCGAGCUGAGAAGUCUCAUACCCGUCGUCAUCUCUCUGAGUUUUACAUGGCUGAGGCAGAGAUGAUUGGUCAUGAUUUAGCCAGCGAACACGAACAGUAUCUUGUUGACCACUUCCAGAACAUUCCAGUGUUUGACUCAUUUCCAUCAAAUCUCAAACCAUUUUAUACAAGAGCUAAAGAUGAGGAUGACAAAACAGCACUUGCAAUGGACCUGUUAAUGCCAAAUGUUGGAGAGGUGGUAGGUGGGACAAUCAGAGAAGAGAGACAAAAUGUUUUAGAGGAGAGAUUAAAAAAGGUUGCAUUGCUGGGUAUUAUAAACAGUUACCAAUGGUAUUUAGAUCUUAGACGUUUUGGUACUGUACCUCACGGAGGGUUUGGGUUAGGGUUUGAACGACUCCUCCAAGUUAUAUUGGGCCUAGAGAACAUACGUGAUGUCAUACCUUACCCUCGUUAUCUGGGAUCUUGUCCCAUGUAG